Molecule: messenger RNA, 1782 nt
Organism: Solanum verrucosum
Lineage: Eukaryota; Viridiplantae; Streptophyta; Magnoliopsida; Solanales; Solanaceae
Exons: 2
Coding region: 33-1709 (558 amino acids)
Source: RefSeq, a predicted model, not a curated record
ACAAUUCACCAAAAAAAAAAAAAAAAAAUCUCAUGGGAAAUUGUAUUCCUUCUCUACACAAAGAAAUCAAAUAUUUGCCCAUUGAUACAAUUUUCAAGCUUCCAUCUCCAUUGCCCAAUUGGCCACCAGGAACAGGAGAUUUUGGAAGUGGAUAUAUUGAUUUAGGAGGGCUAAAAGUUUGCCAAAUUGUGACAUUUAACAAAGUUUGGGCUAUUGAUAAAGGAGGACUAGAGAAUCUUGGAGCAACAUUUUACGAGCCUUCACCAAUUCCAGAUGGAUUUUCUAUGUUUGGAUGUUAUUGCCAACCAAACAAUAAACCCCUUUUUGGUUGGGUACUUGUAGGGAAAGACAAUGUUGGUGAAAUCCUAAAGAAUCCAAUUGAUUACACACUUGUUUGGAGUAGUGAAUCCUCAAAAUUCAAGAACACAAAUACCAAUGAUCAUGGCUAUAUUUGGCAACCAAUUCCACCUGAGGGUUACAAGGCAUUAGGCCAUGUUGUCACAACUUCACCUGAAAAACCUGCCUUAGACAAAAUCCAAUGUGUUCGAUCCGAUCUAACAGAUGAUUUAGAGGUUGAGAGUUGGGUAUGGGGUCAAGGUACAACCAGUAAGGUGAAUGGUAUCAAUGUUCAUAGUGUGAGACCUCGAGAAAGAGGCGUAAAAGCACAAGGGGUUAGUGUAGGCACAUUCUUAGCUAGGAUCACAAGUGAUAAAGAUGAUGAGUCUAACAAAACCUUAUCCCUUGCUUGUUUAAAGAAUAAUAAGUUUGAUACCUUUUCUUCUAUGCCUAACCUUAGCCAAAUUCAAGCAUUAUUUGAACAAUACUCUCCAAUUAUAUACUUUCACCCUAAAGAAAAGUACCUACCUUCCUCUGUCAAUUGGUAUUUUGCUAAUGGUGCUUUGCUAUACCAAAAAGGUCAAGAAUCAAAUCCUAGUACCAUUGAACCAAAUGGCUCAAAUCUUCCACAAGAUGGUCCAAAUGAUGGUGCUUAUUGGCUAGACUUGCCAAUUGAUGAGAAGGACAAAGAGAAAGCUAUUAAAGGAGAUUUACUAAACUCUGAGGUUUAUCUCCACAUUAAGCCAACGUUAGGGGCAACUUUCACAGACAUAGCUGUGUGGAUUUUCUAUCCAUUCAAUGGACCUGGUACAGCUAAACUUGGCCUAGUUGAUGUACCCUUUGGUAAAAUAGGCGAACACGUAGGUGAUUGGGAACAUGUAACACUUAGGAUCAGCAAUUUCAAUGGAGUGUUGUACAAAGUUUACGUCUCGCAACAUAGUGGAGGGACAUGGCUUGAUGCACCACAAGUUGAAUUUCAAAAUGGUAGUAACAAAGUUGUGGUCUAUUCUUCACUAAAUGGACAUGCCAUUUACCAUAAACCAGGCUUAGUUUUACAAGGGGGUGGAGAUAUUGGGAUAAGAAAUGAUACAGCUAAGAGUAACUUGGUUUUGGACUGUGGGAAGAAUUAUUCAAUAGUUGCUGCUGAAAAUCUUGAAAUAAUCGCGCCAGCAUGGCUAAAUUAUACAAGAGAAUGGGGACCAAAGUUAAGUUAUACACUUGGGGAUGAAGUUAAGAAAAUUGAGAGCUCAUUGAAAGGGAACUUGAAAGGUGCAUUUGAGAAAUUGGUGAAAGUAUUGCCAAAUGAAGUUUAUGGAGAAGAAGGGCCUACUGGUCCCAAGAUGAAAGGUAAUUGGAAUGGGGAUGAAGUGUGACUUGUCAAAAGAAAUAGAAUUGAAGCCUUCAUGCAAGUCUAUUUUGUAAUUCAAAAAUCUCUCUAUGUAAUUA